AUGGGCGGCCGCUGCACCCGGCGCGCCUCCAGUCCGUCGCAGACCCAGCUCGGCGACUUCAAUUUGGUCCGUUCGAUCGGGAAGGGCGCCUUUGGCAAGGUGAGUGAGAUUGGCAUCAAAUGGAUUGCAUUUUUAGAAAAGGCUGUAUGUUAGACGUCAGAGUUGAUGAUGAUUGAAAUUUUUUGAUAUAAAACGGAUUUUUGGCUUUUAAAUAUAAGCAAAUUCCGCAUACUGUGACUUUGAAUUUUUGCAAAAGCCGAAAAAAAUUUAGUUGUGUCCAAUUCGAUAGAAGAAAAUAAGGUUUUUAGUCAUCAAAAAUCUAUUCUGAGCAGUAAUUUUUUUCAGGUCGGUAUAGUUUACCAUCGUGGGAUGAAGAAGCACUACGCCAUGAAAUACAUGUGCAAGACCCGACUUCUCCACAAAAACGUGGCCUUCAACGUGUUGCGGGAGUUGCAGAUCCUCCAGGAGCUCAGUCAUCCGUUCAUUGUCAACCUCUGGUUCACUUUUAUUGUAAGUCCGAUGUGCAUACUCACGGAUGUUACAUUUAGCACCUAAAUAUUUGACACUGUACUCUACAGCAUUCAUAGUCGACUUCUUUCAGGACGAGGACUACAUUUACAUGGUGAACGACCUUCUCCUCGGCGGAGAUCUCCGUUAUCAUCUCAUGCAAUGCGGCCGCUUCACCGAGGCCCGUUGCAAGCUCUAUGUCUGCGAGAUAGCCUUGGCCCUGGACUAUCUGCACACGAGGAACAUUAUGCAUCGAGAUCUGAAGCCCGAGAAUAUUCUCCUCGACGAUCAAGGGCACGCCCACCUCACGGACUUCAAUUUGGCCACCAAGAUUGGAGAGGGAAUGUUGGCAACCAGUUUCUCGGGCACAAGGCCCUACAUGGCCCCGGAAAUCUUGGCCACAGCGUUGGGACAACGCGAGGGAUACGAUGUUUGCGCGGAUUGGUGGUCGCUGGGGGUGUGUCUAUACGAAAUGUUGAGGGGAAGAAGGCCGUUUGAGUUCCAUUCUUCUUCCAGUACAAUACAGGUGAGCCGAGAGGCAUUUUUUAUUUUCUUUCCCUUUAGUUUUUUUUCUUUUUUCGAAAAUGAUCUACCUAAAGCUAUAUAUGUAAAUUUGUAAGAUCAUAGAAAUUUCAAUUUUUGCAGGUCUUAUCCUUAAUGAUAAACGGGUCUAUAACGCUGCCAGCCGAAUGGCCAAAUGAUCUCAAGAAGUUCAUCCUCGACCUCCUUUGCCCAUCAACUCGAAGACGUACAAAUACGCUCCAAAAGUUCGCGAAACACGAUUAUAUGCAACGAAUCGACUUUGACAAUGUGCUUGCAAGGUAAGAGUCGUUGGUUUGCAAAAAACUAACAACUUUUUGGUCAGCGAUCCCGAGGACAAAUAGGAAAAAAUUAAUUUCUACUAAAAUUUCAUAGACAAUAGUCAGAAGGGAGUUUUUCAAAGCGUCAAAAUUUAUGAUCUUUGUAGACUAAAGGCUAUGGGAAAGAGGAGAGGCGGUCAGAGAAAUCUUCUUUUUUUCUUUUGCGCGGGAAAAAAGUUUUUUUUUUUGAAAAUGGCCUAAACGGAGCACCAACUGAAGUUUAAACGCAAAUUUACUAGCCAUUUUGGUCAUCAGUGAGCCAAAAUUUCUUGAACAAUAUUGAUCUUCCCUUUUCAGACGGGUAAUCCCAUCGUUUGUGCCGAAACGCACCCGAUUAAACUGCGAUCCCACCUACGAAUUGGAGGAGCGAAUCUGCGAAUCCUCCCCUCUUUACGGCCGCCAUCGGCAUCGACGGAAAAAGAAUUCUCAAACACCCAGGGAUUCGAAUGAUGUUGAUGCUCUGAACAGGACAGCGAUGAGUCAGGAAGAGCAAUUGGAUCGCACCUUCCGCCCCUACAAUCGUUUCAGAGCUUCGGCGGAGAAGGAAAACGAGGAAACGAAGAUGGAUCAGAGUCCGUUGCCUUCAACCUCAUCUCCAAAUAAUCGACCGUCCCAGGCACAGCUGUCGAUUACAUCAAGGAGUACCAAUUGCUCGUUUGGAGGGAGGAGGUGAGGAUUCGAGGCGUUUAGUAAUCUUACCCAAUCCUUCCAGACUCCUCGACCUCACGGAUUCCAAUUCGCCGCUCAACUUUUCCCCGGCUUCUUCCACUUGUUCCAUUAGUAAUAACACUUCGAUUUUGAAGAGUCGAACUGUCACUACGGGCAAUAACAAGGUCGAAUUGGAUGGGAAAUUGUCCAAGAUCUCCGAAUUGGGGACAUAA
Messenger RNA from Bursaphelenchus xylophilus (pine wood nematode), 2248 nucleotides. The record is from the annotation of a GenBank genome assembly. NCBI's taxonomy places the organism in Eukaryota, Metazoa, Nematoda, Chromadorea, Rhabditida, Aphelenchoididae.